Messenger RNA from Lodderomyces oxycetoniae, 2958 nucleotides. It is a transcript of the gene SPT5, whose product is annotated as transcription elongation factor. The record is from RefSeq and is a predicted model, not a curated record. Gene Ontology annotation, biological process: regulation of transcription by RNA polymerase II; transcription elongation-coupled chromatin remodeling; regulation of DNA-templated transcription elongation. Gene Ontology annotation, cellular component: DSIF complex. Gene Ontology annotation, molecular function: mRNA binding. The transcript has a single exon. NCBI's taxonomy places the organism in Eukaryota, Fungi, Ascomycota, Pichiomycetes, Serinales, Debaryomycetaceae. Bases 1 to 2958 code for a protein of 985 amino acids.
AUGUCCAGCACGAAUAUCAAGCAGGAAUUUGAUGAGGAGUUGAGAAAAGCAAUUGAGGAUCAACGGAAUCCGAAUAAGAGACCUAGGGAAGAUGAUGACGAGGAGGAGGAGGAGGAGGAGGAGGAAGGUGAAGGUGAAGAAACUAGUGAAGCUAGAGAUGGAAGGAACAAUGACAGAGAGGUAGAAGGGGAAGUUGAAGGAGAGGAAGGAAAAAGAGAUAAUGGUGGUGGUGAUGGUGGUAAUGAUGAUGAGGAUGAUGAUGAUGAUGAGGAGGAGGAGGAGGACGAAGAUAGUAUGGAGGAGGACGAAGAAGUAUCUGGACGAAGAAGAAAGAGAAAAAGAGGGGCCAACCAAUUUUUCGAUAUUGAAGCUGAGGUGGACGAUGAGGAAGAAGACGACGCCGAGGAGGACGACGAAGAAGCAGAGAUUUUACGAGAACAGUUUAUCAGCGACGAUCAUGUUCACGAAGAUAGCGGGCCACAACAUGAGGAUGAUCGAUUGCACCGACAAUACGAUCGUCGUCGUCAAGAGGAAGAAGACCAGGAUGCUGAGCAAAUAGCCGAAAGACUUAAAGAAAGGUAUAAAAAGAGUCAUCAGGCCUACCGAGGCGAAUCUGCAGCUAAUGGAGUAGUCUCGCAAAAGUUAUUGAUGCCAUCUAUUAAUGAUCCGGCAAUUUAUGCAAUAAGGUGUACACCAGGCAAGGAAAAAGAGGUGGUGAGGAAACUAUAUGAGAAAAAAAGAACUUUGGAAAGACAAAGGAUGCCCUUGGAUAUAUUGACAGUAUUUCAAAGAGACUCAUUUCGGGGAUAUGUUUAUAUAGAAGCCAAAAGGCCGGAUGCCAUUGAUAAAGCCCUACAAGGUAUGGUGAAUAUCUAUGGUAGAGAUAAGUUAUUGGUUUCUGUUAAGGAGUACCCAGAUUUAUUGAAGCAAGUUAAAUCUUCGGAUGUUGAGCUUAAACCAGGUGUUUAUGUUAGAAUUGCGAGGGGGAAGUAUAAGGGGGACCUUGCCGUAGUGGAUAAUCUAUCGGAGAAUGGGUUGGAUGUGCGGUGUAAAGUUGUUCCUCGUCUUGACUAUGGUAGGAACGAUGAGAUUGGACCAGAUGGGAAAGUGAUCAAACUGAGGAUUAGACCACCUCCCCAACGAUUUGAUGCACAAGCGGCAAAGAUGUUCGAUAGUCUCAACUUGCAGCAGAAGGGGUCCAGACUGUACACUUACAAGGGAGACGAGUAUGUUGACGGUUAUUUAUAUAAAGACUUUAAAUUACAGUAUAUCCAAACACAAGAUGUGCAACCGUCACUUGGAGAGCUUGAGAAAUUCCAAGCGGGAAGCGAAAACGAAGGUUUGGAUUUGCAAAAGAUUGUUAGCUCAUUCAAAAAUAAAAGUUUGGGGGAAAGCAGACAGUCUACUCCGUUUCAACCCGGUGACAAAGUGGAAAUUCGCCGAGGGGAACAGGCCAAAACAAUUGGCAUUGUGGUUGAAGCAUCGUUAAAUGAAAUAAAGAUAAGGGUUACUAAUAGUGGUGAUCCAAAGUUUGUAAAUCAAAACUUGACUGUUCCUGCAACUGAUUUGCGGAAGAUAUUCAGUGAGGGUGACCAUGUUCGUAUAGUUGAAGGAAAACAUUUUGAUGAGACUGGAUUGAUAAUAAAAAUUGAUGGUGACUCGGUGUUACUCGUUAGCGAUCAAACAAAGGAAGAUGUCAAGGUAUUUGCCAACUAUCUAGUCAAGGCCACGGAUGCCUCUUCUACCGUGGACAAAAGUGUUGACUAUGCAAACUCCAAAUACGAUAUCAAAGAUCUUGUUGAGCUAAGUGCCACGACGGUGGGUGUUAUUGUCAAGGCAGAAAAGAAUAUCUUUGAAGUUCUCACAUCUGAUGGAAGAUUGAUUGAUGUGAGGCCCUCUGCCAUUGCUUCAAAAUUGAAUCAAAGUCGUCGUGAGCAGAUUGCCACCGAUAAAAAUGGCUUUACAAUUAAAGUAGGUGACACAGUGAAGGAGGCUACGGGUGACAAAGGUAGGGAAGGUGCCAUUUUGCAUAUUUACAAAAACACAUUAUUCAUAAAGUCCAAUGAGAUAAUUGAAAACUUGGGUAUAUUUGUAGCCAAUAGAAUGGCAGUCAACACUGUUGCGACGAAGGAUUCAAUGGUUUCGAAAAGUUUUGGCCCCGACCUUACCAGUAUGAAUCCAAAUAUAAAACCUGCCGAUUCAUUUGCGUUGCAAGGUCUUAAAACUCGUGUUGGCGGAAGAGAUAAACUAUUGUACAAAGAUGUCGCAAUUAGAGUGGGAAGCUAUAAAGGACUCAAGGGAAAAGUUUCUGAAGCCGAUGAUUUGUACGCGAGAGUGGAACUUCAUACUAAGAGCAAAAAAGUCAAGGUGCUAAAGAAAGACUUGCUGGUCUUGAUCAGGGGUGAGGCGAUCCCUUACUUGGUCUUUAUUGGUGGAAGUGCCGAGCAACCAGGUUCUUUUUCGAAACCGUUCAGUGGCGGCCCUACAAUGAGUACUCCAGGAGACAGGUCUGCUUGGAAUGGAGGCGCAACUCCAGCUGUUAGCGCCGAGGGUGCUGCCUCUACAUGGAACAAAGGCGGUGCUUCAGCUUGGAAUGCUGGAGGCGGCAAAACGCCCGCAUAUGGAAGUAGUGGUUCAACAUGGGGAGGUAGUUCAUCGUGGAAUGGAGGAGGAGGAGGAGGAGGAGCUGCGUCAACCUGGAAUGCUACAGGAGGAGCUUCUGCUUGGGGAAAUACCAAAAGCGGAGCAGGUUCCACUUGGGGUAGCACUGGCAGAGGCAGUGGGUCUACUUGGGGAGGAGGAGGUAGUGGUAAUAGUGGAAACAAGGGUAAUAGUUCAUGGGGAGGUGCUGCCAGAGGAAAUGGAUCUGCCUGGGGAGGAGCAGGUAAUAGCUCUACUUGGGGGGGAAACUCAGGUAGCAGCAAUAAAAAAGGUAACAGUAGUAGCUGGGGUAGCUGA